This is a messenger RNA of Nasonia vitripennis (jewel wasp), 6670 nucleotides long. RefSeq lists its product as uncharacterized. The coding region runs from base 517 to 1011 and encodes 164 amino acids. The transcript is spliced from 4 exons. The record is from RefSeq and is a predicted model, not a curated record. NCBI's taxonomy places the organism in Eukaryota, Metazoa, Arthropoda, Insecta, Hymenoptera, Pteromalidae.
GUAAAAGAUCACUGAAAAUCGCAUUUAUAGACGUUGGUAAACGUUACAAAAUUUUCUUAUGAGUGUAUUAUAUCUGAUUUCAGUGUAUUUUGACGCGCUAAAUCCGAACCCGGUGUUUGUUUUGCCCGUACACCCCCAAAACUUUGAUUAAAUAGCGAAAAACCGUGAAAAACCGUGAACAAUCGCUGAAAAUCGUAUUCAUAGACGUUGGUAAAUGUUAGAAAGUUUUCUUAUAAGUAAAGGCGAUUAAAAUACAACUAUUUAAUAAAUCAGCCACAUAUGUAAACAUGUAUUCUAAUCUAUUUCAUACUAUUUACAGAGCCUGAAUCUUCCCAAACCUCUGGCACUGCGAGUAAGAAGAGAAAGAAGGGAAAAAAGAGGAAGAGAGAUGCCACUGUCGCUGAAAACUCUGAUGUAGAGCCUCAACCCGUCGCCAUUAAUCAAUUGCCAUUAGAUCCGAAAUAUAAAUUAGUGACACAAGAUUUGGAAAAUUUAUAUAAAAAAAUCAAGUCAAGUAUGAAGUCCAUGAAAACAAGUCUGCAGCACGAUUAUCGAGAGCGCACCGACAAUAUCCUCAGUAAUUUAGCUGCUUCGGGGAUAAGUUUAACAUCAGAUGGAAGUUUAAUCACAUUACGUGGAUUAUUAACUAAAACGACCCUAGCUGAAUUUCAAGAAUUGUACGAGAGUAUAAAAGAAGGCAGUGAGCAACUAAAAAUAUUGCCUGUAUGGAUGGUAAAAUACAUCAACUGCGCUGAGUGUUACAAGACUGCAAUUAGUAAGGUGUUGAAUUCCAUCAUGGCAAAAUCCGUUCAAAUGGAAUAUUCUGGCUGCGGGCGUGCUAUAAAAGGAGUAAAAAAACUAAAUUUUAGCGCAACGUCGAUCUUUAAAUUAAUGAAAACAUUGAAUGUUGAAAAGUUCACGGUUUCGGAGGAAACUAUUUUAUUAAGGACUUCACGAUGGUUGCCUUCUUCCAUGGGCCGUAGCGAUAACAGUAGUGUUUUCAAUUUAUAACAUUUCAAUUUUCGACUCAACAGCCGCAGCAACGACGUCGCGCACAACGUGAAAGCCGGGAAACAAAAGUCAGAGCUUACGCAGCAGCGAGAUAGCGCGUAUACGUGCUUAUAUUCGCGAUAAGUUUCCCGGAGUUGACCGACAUGUGUACCCUGUUCUCUCCGUCCGUUUCGUGCGGAAGCUGCUUUCACGGCUUGGUACACGUAGUACGACUUAGUCGACACCUGGGUAAACAUACUGUUGCCACUACGCGUAUAUCAUCGCGUGUGCGUACCGUCGUAAAGAUUCUCUCUCUCUCUCUCUCUCUCUCUCUCUCUCUCUCUCUCUCUCUCUCUCUCUCUCUCUCUCUCUCUCUCUCUCUCUCUCUCUUUCUCACUCAUUCAGUCCCUUUGGCAACCCCUCGCCUGAGAGACACUAUUAUAACGUAUAUGGAUGCAGCUAGCAUACUUGCUACUUCCGCCGAUGGUAUACGAGAGACAGCUCUUUUGCACCUACAGCGAGUACUUACCUUGAACGAAUGCUGCGUAAAUGAGAUGCCUAGCAGUUGUCAAUCGACUGUAGAUUUGAUGCAGUGAAUUCGGUAGAAACCAUUAGUGCGAAAUUUGGUGUGCUUCGCUAGCAACAAAAUGCUUUGUUGAGCUCGAAUUUGAUGGUAGCUAUUCUAAUCGAAGAAUUCGAAUGAAAUAUCGUCACUUACAAUGACUUUAAAAAUCAAAGAACUCGUAGUCGAUAGGAGGACCGAUAUCGAUUGUCUGUCGAAUCCAUUUUUUGUUGUUGUUCCAUUUCACGCGUCAUAUUUUUUGCAUCAAAGUUUUUCGAUUAAUGGAAUGCCAAAUCCACGGUUGGACAGGCCAAAAAUUUUCUUGACAGAUGAUCGAUACGAGUUAUGAAUCUUUUAUCUGGUAUAUAAAACCCAAUGGAGGAACAUCGCAUCGGUAAUGUACAACAUAAAUCCUCAGAAACACGUUUUUUUUAUAAAAAUAUAAUUUCGCAUUUUCAGCUCAUUGGCGUUGUUUAUCAUCUAAGCAAUCUAAGCAAGAAAUGAUAGUGACUCGUAAGAAGAGAAAAUGGGAUUGAAAAACUUUGUAAAUACUAAGCAGACAAUCAUUACGUGCUUUCGUCCCGUACUACGUCGUGAAACGUGAAAUACGAGGGCAGAUGCGGUGGAUCCAGAGAGAAGAAGCUAAUUUGUGAGUAAAAUUAUUCGAAUAAAAAACUUUCGGCGGGUCUCUUAUACGGCUACCAUCACUUUCUAACGGCUCGAAGGCUGGACACGCCGACUCGGACAGUUCGAGUGAGCGGGUACCCUUUUAUGACGUCAUCCUUAUGUAGCACCCGAAAGCCUAUGUGGCACUUGAAUACAAAAAGAAGAAUCUCCUCCGAAUACCCUAGAGAAAAGAACCGCGCCCAAUUUCGAAUCGUUAAAAAUACAGUCUCGCCCUGUGAUACCUGUGGCAGGGCAAGAACUUAUUUAUGUAUCGUGGGCGUUUAUAGCGAAAAAAGAGUAGAACAGUUUAACUUCAGAAGUCGUGGGGAUUCAUUCGUGGUCAUUUGCAGGAGUAGUACGUCCAAAAGUAAGUUGACGUAAUCUCCAAAUCCGGAUUCUAAAGGGAAAAUAAAUAAUUAAAUGGUAGUUUGUGGAGUUGGAUUUAUUAUGACAAAGUAUUUUCCAACUAAUUGCACUUCCUUGCAUUAUUGUUAUCAUAUGGGCAGGCAGAUUAUUAUGAAGUAUAACUAUUCGUAGAGUUUGAAUGAGAUUGUCGUAAUUAUAUGCUUUCCUCCAACAUCCAGUUUUUUUUUAUACAGUGAUUUUAUACACAGUGUGAUAUGCAGUGCUAAACUAUACGCCUUUAGCAUACAUAUCGAAAGUUUCCAUGCAAUUCUAGAAGCGCCAAGAUAGGGUAUAUUAACGAACGGUCUUUCGAUCGUGAUUAACUUUGUUCCUAUUAGGCGGUUCGUUAGCUUAUUGCUUAAUGAUUUCUGAUUUAGCUAUAGUUAGCGAUGCAUCGUAGCGAAACAGCGCAUAUCGAACAUGAAGGUAAGCUGUUUAUGCAAUUUCCAGCAUAAUCUCACUAAAUCUAAUCGUAUGUUUUAGUUCAUGUUUACUUUACGUAAAAAUUGCAAUAAUUCAUACGCGUGUGUACCUUGAAUAAUGGAUAAGUAAUCCUUUAAUACCCAUUUUUAUGGUACAGCAUUAAAAGCUGAACAGAAAAUAUGCACUAAGCACAUUUCAAAACUCGACGCUUCACACAUCUCUGACGUGUCGCAGUAUCGAUGGAAUCGAAUCAAUGAGGUAUAAUUUUUUUGUAGUACUGGAGAUAUCGAGUAACGAAAGGGAAGUUCUAUUUGUUUUACCGAAAUCGAAACUAUAGGAUCUCCUUUCAUCUCUUGACUUUGUCGACAUAUACAUGAAGUGGCAUAGACACAGUCGUAGGAUACACAGAACUUGAGACUCAAAGGAAAUGCUGUAUAUAUGUAUUCUGUACUACUACUGAAGAUGAAAUGCUUGCGCGCAUGAUAGAGGAAAGCAGGACUGUAGCGUUAUUCUUGGACCAAACUUUUCCUCGUAUAAAUAAAAGAAAGACAGCUUCCGUUUUCUUGGGACAGAUGUAGGUUAUACGAGAAAGAAAAUUCUGCUUCCAAAUAAUUGAAGAUUAAAACGAUGUAAUCGAAGGCGAUUAUGUUUUGACAUACCUUCAUUCACGCGACCGUUGAAUUCCAUAUAUAUAUAUAAGGAAUGCCCAUUGUGUACAUUGAACGAAACGUUCCGACAUCGCGAAGAAUGUCGAGAACAAAAGUACGAAAUUCGCUGCAUUGUAAAUUUCUUUGUAAAAAUCCAGUGAACUAGUUCCUCUGCUGCUUCUCUGUGAGAGAGAGAAAAGACGCGAAACUUUUUGUAAAGCUUCAAGGGGGGCGGGGGAUCCUUCGAAAUAACUGGAAUAGCCAUCCCCGACUGCGUGUAAAAUAUGCGACUUUUAAAAAUAUAAUUUCACGCAAGUUUUUUCGAAAACAUUUAUACGGAAGCGAAUUGCGCGAAUAGUAUAGCGCGACGCCGCGGGAAGCGCUUGCAGUAUACACAUCCGUUUUAUCAAUGCUAGCCUUCCAUACUUUCGGCUGGAAACUUUUCUUCCCUGCGUGCGCGGGAACGGCAACUUAUAUGAAAAAAAAACGCCCCUGCAACGUCCGAGAGUGUCAGAGUAGCUCCACCGCGUAGCAUCUGUGAAUCUCAUUCUACCGAGUCUUAUUUGCUUCUUCCAUAGAUAUAUACCACAUAGAACGUGUACUACUCGUGUCCUUUUCGUGGAAGCAGCAGCAGCAGCGCAAGCUCCUAUCUCGCAGCUAGGCAUUCUUUCUUUGCACAUCGUAAGCUUGUUCCGCCGUAACGUACUUGUCGCGGGGCGGCGCGCACUGCGGCGGUCAAACGCCGGAAACUCAUUCUUAUAUAGGUAUAUAUAUUCUUAUAUAUAAAUAUAUAACUGUGGUGGCCACACAGCACCCACUCGCACACACACGCUCACCCACUCGCACACACACACUCUCACACACGCGCGCACACAUAUACAAUCCUCACGCGCGCGCGCACGUGAAGAUUCCAGCGUUCGUGCCUCGAACGACGCGGCCCGGAUUAGAACUCGGUUUUUCCGGCCCGGCCGAGCGCAUUUGGACAAUUAAGUCCUCCGCAUCGAGGAGGCAGUAAAACGCUCGGGCCCGCGCUCGAACCCUUUUAUUGCGGUCAUCCGCACCUCAACGCGGGCGGCUAAAGCUCGCCGGCGAGGUUAUCCCUGGCGUAAUAAAACAGUAAACGGCCGGCCGUUUGGGCCAGCUGCCCUCGCCACCGACGCGCUAUCCGGACCGCGCGUGCUCCGUCCCUGCCAAUCCGAUCGGCGAUCGAGACCUUCGACGGUCGAUGCUAGAGCCGACCAGAAACAGUUCAACUGGAGCCACGACACGAGUCGCAUCACCUCCAGAUAUUGUCACGCAAAUCAACGACAAAUAAACGACCACUCCGAAACAUCAAGUUCCGCGUUAUUCGAUUUCUUCACCUCACAUUCUCCUUCACUCUCCUGCGCCACCUCACUCCCAUAUAUAUAUAUAUAUACCUAUAUAAGAAUUGGCACCUGCUGUGUCGUCCUCUUUCCUCCCUCUCUCUCUCUCUCUCUCUCUCUCUCUCUCUCUCUCUCUCUCUCUCUCUCUCUCUCUCUUUCUCUCCACACGCCACUUUUUCCCUCGCCACCGCGCCGUCUUUUAGCUCUAUUGUCUUGCUGCUUUAUUUGCGGGCCGCGCCGCGCUGUCCUUUAAUAUCUGCUGCAUAAAAAUAUAAUUCACCGUAAAAAGGAGCUGGGGUCGUCGCUGUACGCCAGAUACAUUGUCGCCGUCCGCGAGACUUUUUCUCUCUCAACUGCUACUUAAAAAAUUUACUGGCUUAAUGAAAAGAAUUAGGUUGAAGUAGGUUAUUCAUUUCGUGAUGAAAAAUUUGAAAAAAAUUCUCAGCUCGACUUCUGCUUUGCUUGAAUAUUCUUGAUAAUGCAAACGCGCAAAGCAGAAAAUGCUUUCAAUGCGCUUCGUUAUUCUUGUGUAUUAAACAUGUAAUAACGUAGAAUAAAGUGGAUUUUCAACGAUGCUUUUUUGGCCCAUCUUUUCAACGUAGUUUAUUUGUUCUUCAAGUGUGCAGGGCUUUUUCCAAAAGCUCCACUUUCGAGAUCGCGAAAGCUUAUGCUUUGAGAGAACGAAAACAAUCUUCGUACAUAGAAGGUAUACAAGAAGGGAAAAAAACAAUCGCUGAAAUUAAAAGCCAAUAUUUCCACUCAUAAAGUGUUCGCGUAUUAUACGUCUCCGCAUAAAAUAUGUAUCACUUAGCACGGUUUGAUUCUCGCGCCUCUUGAUGACGAGUUAAUUAUGACACGCCAAGAAAAGAAAGAGCGCAUGCCGUAAGCCCUUCUACGGUCUGAGAUCGAUUAGUGCGCGCAAGAGCGUCAGAUUCGUUUCGGCAUCGAUCGAGAGCAGUGUGAUCCGAAGCCUAGCCUCUAUUCACGUGUAGCUUUUUUAUUGUGCCUGUAUAGUAAUCGCUGUAAUUUGAAUUAUAUUUGUUAGUGAAUCACUCGCGUGUGAUUCCUCCCUUAUUUCUAUAAUUCGUGUAAAUAAAGUGCCUGUAAUUCCGUGUGGGCGAGACACAAGCGUGCUGUCAUCGCAUAGCGAAUCUUCGCUAUAGGUCCCCGUCGCGACGACUCGACGAGUCGUCUCAAGUCGUUCACGGAGCGAGGGCUGGACCCGUUCCCGAGACGUCGGGCCCCUGUGACUUGCUGGGCGUUGCCACCCCGGGAUAUCUCCAUCUUCUCGAUCGACAAUCUACCCAGAAGAGAGGGUGGUCCGUCACGUACAGCGCACCGAUAUUUGCGAUUUGCGGCGUUAUUGUAGGGGCUGGUCCCCGAAAUAUUAGGUAAGCGAGCGCUCUUUAAAUAUAAGGAUCGAUUAUCCACUGCGUAAGUUAAAUUAGGUAAUAAGUUUUGACUUUUGUAUUUUAUGCUUACAUAAAUUCAUUAAUUUACUUGAUAAAUAAAUAAUUUCUAUUUCACUAGCUUGCUCAGGCUUUUCCCUCUGUUCCGAGAGGGUUUUUAUGCCUAAGCAAGUUACUCCGUUUAUAUUUAGUUUAACCGCGAAA